Messenger RNA from Gadus chalcogrammus (walleye pollock), 798 nucleotides. RefSeq names its product caudal type homeobox 4 (gene cdx4). Gene Ontology annotation, molecular function: DNA-binding transcription factor activity, RNA polymerase II-specific; RNA polymerase II transcription regulatory region sequence-specific DNA binding. Bases 1 to 798 code for a protein of 265 amino acids. Gene Ontology annotation, cellular component: nucleus. The transcript has 4 exons. NCBI's taxonomy places the organism in Eukaryota, Metazoa, Chordata, Actinopteri, Gadiformes, Gadidae. The record is from RefSeq and is a predicted model, not a curated record. Gene Ontology annotation, biological process: animal organ morphogenesis; anterior/posterior axis specification; cell differentiation.
AUGUAUGUGGGAUAUAUACUGGAUAAGGACAGCAACAUGUAUCACCAGGGUCCCGUGAGGAGAUCCAGUAUCAAUCUCCCUCCACAGAACUUUGUCACGACCCCGCAAUACCCAGACUUUUCGGGAUACCACCAUGUGCCCAACAUGGAGACGCACACACAGUCUGCGGGGAACUGGGGACCAUCGUAUGGCGCGCCGAGGGAGGACUGGGGCGCGUACAGCCUGGGACCACCUAACGCUGUUCCAGCGCCGUUGAACAACUCGUCCCCGGGACAGGUCUCUUACUGCUCGCCUGAGUACAGCCACAUGCACGCCCCGAGCUCAGCCGUGUUACAACCGCCACCAGAGAACAUUAACGAUGCGCAACUUUCACCCGAAAGGCGCAAUUCGUACCAAUGGAUGAGUAAAACUGUGCAAUCGUCUUCCACUGGUAAAACGCGAACCAAGGAAAAGUACAGGGUGGUGUAUACCGACCACCAGCGUCUGGAGCUGGAGAAGGAGUUUCACUUCAACAGGUACAUCACCAUCCGGAGGAAGGCGGAGCUGGCGGCCAACCUGGGCUUGUCGGAACGACAGGUGAAAAUCUGGUUUCAAAAUCGCCGGGCCAAAGAAAGGAAAUUAAUCAAGAAGAAGAUGGGCCAGUCGUACGGCAGCGGGGGGUCGGUGCACAGCGACCCCGGCUCCGUGAGCCCCCUGACCGUCGCCGGGGCCCUCAGCCCCACUGAGAUCCACGCCUCUCUUUAUCCACCACAGGGUAUGAACACCUUGCCACCCAUCAGGAAUAUACAGUCUGGAUAG